Condylura cristata (star-nosed mole) is the source of this 1368-nucleotide messenger RNA. RefSeq names its product matrix metallopeptidase 12 (gene MMP12). Gene Ontology annotation, cellular component: extracellular matrix. The record is from RefSeq and is a predicted model, not a curated record. The coding region runs from base 1 to 1368 and encodes 455 amino acids. The transcript is spliced from 10 exons. Lineage: Eukaryota; Metazoa; Chordata; Mammalia; Eulipotyphla; Talpidae. Gene Ontology annotation, molecular function: zinc ion binding; metalloendopeptidase activity. Gene Ontology annotation, biological process: proteolysis; extracellular matrix organization; collagen catabolic process.
AUGAAGUUACUUCUGUUGAUAUUGGUCCUCCAGAUCACAUUCUCUGGAAUAGCUUCCCUGCCCAUCAAGGCAAGCUCAGGAGAAAAUGAUAUGGCAAUGGCUAUGAGGUACUUGGUAAACUUUUAUGACCUCAGGAUUGAUGAUGACAAAGAGACAAAAAUAAAAGUCCAUGGAAACAUCAUGGAGAAUAAACUCCAAGAAAUGCAGCAGUUUUUGGGGCUAAAAGUGACUGGGAAGCUGGAUGUCUCGACUCUGGACAUGAUGCGUAAGCCUCGAUGUGGAAUGCCUGAUGUUCAUGAUUUCAGUAUAAUGCCAGGGAGGCUGGUGUGGAGGAAACAUUUUAUCACCUACAGAAUCAAUAAUUAUACUCCCGACAUGAGGCGUGAGGAUGUUGACUCUGUCAUCCAGGAAGCUUUCCAAGUAUGGAGUAAGGUGACGCCCCUAAGGUUCAGCAGGGUUAACAGUCUCAGGGCUGACAUUAUGAUACGCUUUGCCUAUGGAGAACAUGGAGACAAUUAUCCUUUUAGUGGCAAAGGCGGAAUCCUAGCCCAUGCCUUUGGACCCGGGCCCGGUAUUGGAGGAGAUAUACACUUUGAUGAAGCUGAAACCUGGACAAAAACCUACCGAGGUGUAAACUUGUUCCUAGUUGCUGUUCAUGAGAUUGGUCAUUCCUUGGGUCUUUACCACUCCAGAGACCGAAAGGCCAUAAUGUUCCCCACAGUUAGUUAUGUUAACCCCACUACAUUUCGCCUGUCUGCUGAUGACAUACGUGGCAUCCAGUCUCUCUAUGGAGGGCCAAAUACAGACCCAGAUACCUGUGACCCCAGUUUCGAUGCUGUCACUACAGUGGAUGAUAAAAUCUUUUUCUUUAAAGACAGGUUCUUCUGGUGGAAGUUUCCUAAGGGUCCAUGGAGCAAUGCUAGCUUAAUUUCUUCUUUAUGGCCAACGUUACCAUCAGGCAUUCAAGCUGCUUAUGAAACUGGAAACAAAAAGGACGUUUUUCUUUUUAAAGGUGAUAAGUACUGGUUGGUCAGCAAUUUAAGACCACAGUCAAACUACCCCAAGAGCAUACGUUCUUUGGGCUUCCCUGACUUUGUAAAAAAAAUUGAUGCAGCUGUUUUUAACCCACAUUUAAAAAAGACCUACUUCUUUGCAGAUAACCAAUAUUGGAGGUAUGAUGAGAGAAGACAGAUCAUGGACCCUAAUUAUCCCAAAUUAAUUAUCACAAACUUUCCAGGAAUUGGACCUAAAAUUGAUGCCGUCUACUAUUAUAAUAGACACUAUUAUUUCUUUCAAGGAUCUAAACAUGUUGAAUAUGAUGCCCAUCAUAAUCGUGUCAUCAAAAUCCAUGAGAUGAGGUGUAAAUGA